Alternaria conjuncta is the source of this 1806-nucleotide messenger RNA. RefSeq lists its product as uncharacterized. The transcript is spliced from 3 exons. NCBI's taxonomy places the organism in Eukaryota, Fungi, Ascomycota, Dothideomycetes, Pleosporales, Pleosporaceae. Bases 1 to 1806 code for a protein of 601 amino acids. The record is from RefSeq and is a predicted model, not a curated record.
AUGUCGGGCAACCUCAUCGACCUCAGUGACGAGGGCACCUCCUCUCAGAACACCACUGGCAUCAACGGCAUUCACCGUACCAACGGUCUCGUCGGCCGCAUGUCACUCUCGGAGAACCGCGCAAGGUCGCCUCCACGCAACCACUUCGCAGGCCUCGAUGUCCUCAUGAGGCAGAGGCAGUCUUCUACACCAGUCCCUUCGCCAGCUCCGCGCCCGGUGUCGCUGCCGACCGUAGCCAGUGUCCCUCGCUUUGCUACACGUCUUGCUUCAAGUUCGGAGAUGUUCUCCCCGCUGGCUCAACCAUACAGGGCCCCAGAGUCUGUGGCGUCUUUCCUGCAAGAGCAGCAAGAGCCCUUGACCUCCGCCCUUAGGUCUGAUCAGCCGAUCCCCGAGUACAUCCCUGAAAACAGGAUGGAGUUCAGGAGCAUGAUUGAUACUAUCAAUGACUACGACAAGACCGCCGACAGCGAGUCUGAUCAUCGUUCUGGUCGCAGCUCCUGGUCGCCACCCGUCCACGUCCCUCACAUCGAGUCAUCCGUGCCUGCUGCAUCUGAUACACCCCCGACUCCAGCAGACUCCGUCGUGCAUGCCAUUCAUGAUUUCGAAUUCGACCAACCAACGAUGGUACGGAUGACUGAGCAGGAGCAGCGGACCGUGCUAGAGGACCAGUUGGCAGCCGCCGAGGAAAACUUGGCCAGGCUCAAGCGCGAGAACACAGAGGCCGCUAAGAAGCUAGGACUUGUCGGAUUCCAGAUCGAGUCCACCGAGAACCAAAAUGCCGCGAUGUCUCGUGCUAUGUCUGAGAAGGACGUCAUGAUCAAGAAGAACGAACUUGAGAUGAAGAGGAAGGCGACUGAAGUUCAAGACCUCGACGUUAAGAUGAAGAGCAAGGACGCUGAGCUCAAGGCCAGGGUUGCUGAGCUCAAGGACUUGAACGCCAAGCUAAAGAUCCAGGACGCUGAGAUCAAGGCCCAGAACACUCAGUCGGUAAGGAAAGAGCUUGUGAUCGCGAGACAUGUUGCUGAGAUCAAAAAGCAACGUCAACAGCUAGGUGCCCGCAAUGCGUUGAUCAACAAGGCAAAUCCCGGAAAUGAUAAGGUCGGUGUGCAUGGCGCCAGGAUGGCUGCUAAGGAUGCCGAGUUAGCCACUAUGAACACCAAGUUGGCCGCUAGGAAUGCCGAGUUGGCAGCGCUCAAGCAGAUCGCCAAGGAGCAAAAGGCCCUCCUCACCAAGGAGCAGCAGGAGGCAGUCGACCAUCAGCGGAUCAUCGACCAUCACCGCUCACAAAAUCAGGCCUUUGCUGACGCUGCGACUGCACGCGAGCAGACCAUAGCUGAUCUGCGCCAAGAGCUUGUCGUCCGAAAGUUUGAGCUGACCGACGCCCAAGAGCAACGUGGAAACCGCGGCGCCAUCGAGGACAUCAAGGGCAAGCUUCGUGAGAUGACCACUCUUUGCGAUCGCCAGCGAGCCCAGCUCAAGGACGCCAAGGACGAACUCAAGUUCAAGGAGGCCCGCAUCAUGGACCUCAGCAACAACGGCGAGCGUCUCCGUGGUGCCAUCCAUGUCGUUCCGCCGCGCAAUGUCAAGCUCCCUGAGACCGUCGUAUCAUGCACGGAGUGUUACGCCAUGGACCGGCGAUGCGACAGCGGUACCAAGUGUCGCCCCUGCAUGGAGAACAACACCGAGUGCCUGCGCUUCAUGUGCUCAUUGAAGUACAAGAACGGCAAUUGCCCUCUUGUCCCUUGCCCACUCACUCACGAUGGUCAAGGCUACCUCAUGUUGCCACGACCUCGUCCUGAGUGGUGA